GGCCAGUUCAAGCAAAGAGGCGAAAGCGUAAAAAUUAAAUUCCAAGAGGCAAAUGAGGAAUAAAAUUUCCAAUUAAUAUCCCGCGUUGUAUAGAAGCCAAGAGAACUACAGGAACAUCCACUGUCCAAGUGCCAGUCUCUCACUUUCUCCCAAAUUUUGCGUUCAAUUAGGCAAAAUUUGGGGGCAAUUUUUAGGGAUCUGAAGAAAAAGCAAAGAGCAUGAGUCGGUACCACCACGAUCCUAAUCCAUUCGAUGAAGAAGAGGUCAAUCCUUUCUCGCAUGGUACUACUGCUCCUGGAUCAAAGACACGUAUACCUCCUUUGGGACCUGAAUCUGCUGGAUUUGGACAUAAUGAUGCAACAGUGGAUAUUCCACUUGAUACAAUUAAUGAUCCAAAGAAGAAGCAGAAAGAGCUUGCAGCUUGGGAAGCUGAUCUUAAAAGGAGGGAAAAGGAAAUCAAAAGGAGAGAAGAUGCAGUUGCAAAAGUUUGCAUAUCAGCUGGUGUCCCUGUAGAUGAUAAAAACUGGCCUCCAUUUUUCCCCAUUAUCCAUCACGAUAUAGCAAAUGAAAUACCCAUUCACGCUCAAAGGCUACAGUAUUUGGCUUUUGCAAGUUGGUUAGGUAUUGUUCUUUGUCUAGUCUUUAAUGUAAUUGCUGUGCUGGUCAAUUGGAUUAGAGGCGGGGGAGUCAAAAUUUUUCUCCUUGCAUCGAUCUAUGCCUUGUCUGGUAUUCCUAUGUCAUAUGUGUUAUGGUAUAGGCCUCUUUAUCGUGCAAUGAGGACAGAUAGUGCUUUGAAGUUUAGCUGGUUUUUCCUCUUCUACCUGCUUCACAUUGGGUUUUGUAUAUUUGCUGCUAUUGCUCCUCCAAUUGUCUUCCAUGGGAAAUCUUUGACUGGCAUACUCCCAGCAAUUGAUGUCAUCUCUGACCAUUUGUUGGUUGGGAUUUUCUACUUAUUGGGGUUUGGCUUGUUUUGCUUAGAAUCUCUUCUCAGCUUGUGGGUUCUUCAGAAAAUUUACAUGUAUUUCAGAGGGCAUAAAUGAGACAAUUAAAUGUUUGGCGAUCCAAUUCAGAUUUAAGGUUUUGAUGCGUCUUGUUGUGGUUUCAGUAUAUUCUUAUCAUAUCAUUGUCAUUUUUUCUUGUGAUGAUUGUUUAAAGUUUGUACAAUUAAGAGUGGUUAGUGUAAAUUGAUCUAUUCACUUCUACUUGAACAUUGUCGUUUAUUUCUAUUUUUUCCAAGUCAAUUUUGAUAUUUUGUAAUGUUGCAUCUAUAAAGCAAUAGAGGUUUUUCUUUUUAAUUAUUA
Molecule: messenger RNA, 1301 nt
Organism: Manihot esculenta (cassava)
Lineage: Eukaryota; Viridiplantae; Streptophyta; Magnoliopsida; Malpighiales; Euphorbiaceae
Product: secretory carrier-associated membrane protein 4
Exons: 12
Coding region: 219-1040 (273 amino acids)
Biological process (GO): protein transport
Cellular component (GO): recycling endosome membrane; trans-Golgi network membrane
Source: RefSeq, a predicted model, not a curated record